Brassica napus (rape) is the source of this 2764-nucleotide messenger RNA. RefSeq names its product cytokinin dehydrogenase 1. The transcript has 5 exons. Lineage: Eukaryota; Viridiplantae; Streptophyta; Magnoliopsida; Brassicales; Brassicaceae. Gene Ontology annotation, biological process: cytokinin metabolic process. The coding region runs from base 211 to 2022 and encodes 603 amino acids. Gene Ontology annotation, molecular function: cytokinin dehydrogenase activity; FAD binding. The record is from RefSeq and is a predicted model, not a curated record.
AUUUUUUAUUAUAUAUUUUUAAUAACUAUUAACAAAUAAUAUUUAAUCUGUUUAAAUAUUCUCAAUUAGUGUACCCUUUUUACUAUUACACAAAUUUUAAUUUCAACCACUAAAAAUUCCUUAACAAUCUAGAAAAUCAACUUUGUGGAACAAAAAAAAAUCUUUUUUCUUUUGAAAUGGAUGUAUUAAUUAACAGCAAGAAAAAAAGUAAUGGCAAUACAGCUAUAUAGUGAACACAAGCAUAUGCCCAAGACAUUUCCUUUAAAUUCUCUUCUCUUCCUCUGUUUAUUUCCUGAGAGUGCUCUAAACCUUCUACCUCUACUUCUACCUUAUCAUCCCACCUCUCAGUAUUUUCAGUUUCUUUCAAGAAAAGUAAAAAUGGGUUUAACCUCAUCCUUACGGUUCCAUAGAAGAAACAACAAGACUUUCCUCAGAAUCUUCAUGAUCUUGGUUCUAAGCUGUAUACCAGGUAGAACCAAUCUUUGUUCCAAUCCUUCUCUUAGUACCCCAAUAGAUUUACCUCCUUCAGAUACUCUUUCCUCAUUAGAUUCUCUCGACUUGGAAGGUUACAUCACCUUCCAUGACGUCCACAAUGCGUCCAAGGACUUUGGCAAUAGAUACCACUUACCACCUCUGGCGAUUCUCCAUCCAAAGUCAGUUUCUGAUAUUUCAACAGUGAUGAGGCAUAUAGUACGCUCCACAUCAAAUCUUACAGUAGCAGCCAGAGGCCAUGGCCACUCUCUUCAAGGACAAGCUCUAGCUCAUCAAGGUGUUGUCAUCAACAUGGAGUCGCUUCGAAGUCAUGAUAUCAAGAUUUACAAAGGGAAACAACCUUAUGUAGAUGUCUCAGGUGGUGAGUUAUGGAUUAAUAUUCUACGUGAGACUUUAAAAUACGGUCUUUCACCAAAGUCUUGGACAGACUAUCUUCAUUUAACUGUUGGAGGUACUCUAUCAAACGCUGGAAUCAGUGGUCAAGCGUUUAAGCAUGGACCUCAAAUCAACAACGUUUAUCAGUUAGAGAUUGUCACAGGGAAAGGAGAAGUAGUGACCUGUUCUGAGAAGCGAAACUCUGAACUUUUCCAGAGUGUUCUUGGUGGGCUUGGACAGUUUGGGAUAAUCACCCGGGCAAGGAUCUCUCUUGGACCAGCACCGCUUAUGGUUAAAUGGAUCAGGGCACUCUACUCAGACUUCUCUGCAUUUUCAAGGGACCAAGAACAUCUGAUUUCAAAGGAGAAUGCUUUCGACUACGUGGAAGGAUUUGUGAUCAUCAAUAGAACAGACAUCCUCAACAACUGGAGAUCAUCAUUCACUCCCAACGACUCCACGGAGGCAAACCAGUUCAAGUCAGAUGGUAAAACUCUGUAUUGCCUAGAAGUAGUGAAAUAUUUCAACUCAAAAGAAGCAAACUCCAUGAAUCAGGAAACUGAGAAGGUACUUUCAGAGUUGAGCUAUAUUCCAUCCACUUUGUUCUCAUCUGAAGUACCAUAUAUCGAGUUUUUAGACCGCGUGCACAUUGCUGAGAUCAAACUGAGAGCUAAGGGUUUAUGGGAGGUUCCACAUCCCUGGCUGAAUCUCCUGAUUCCCAAAAGCAGCAUAUCUGACUUUGCUACAAAAGUUUUCAACAGCAUUGUGACUAGCAACCACAACGGACCUAUCCUUAUUUAUCCAGUCAAUCAAUCUAAAUGGAACAAACAUACGUCUUUGAUCACUCCAAACGAAGAUAUCUUCUACCUGGUGGCCUUUCUCCCCUCUGCAAUCCCAAAACCCUCAGGGGCAAAUGAUUUGGAGUACCUUUUGAGACAAAACCAAAGAGUUCUUAGCUUCUGUGCAGAAGCUAACUUGGAUGUGAAGCAGUAUUUGCCUCUCUAUGAAACUCAAAAAGAGUGGAGAUCACACUUUGGAAACAGAUGGGAAACGUUUGCAAAGAGGAAAUAUAAGUACGAUCCUCUGGCGAUUCUAGCGCCUGGUCAGAGAGUUUUCCAAAGGGUGUCGUCACAAGUAUCUUCCAUCCAACUUCUCUAAAGCCAAAAAAACGCAACACAGUAGUGUAAAGAGGCAAGUGUUCCCCUUGUAACGGCUUCAGCUAGGCAGCUAAGAGAGUGAAAUUCUUUUUCUUUUUUUUUUGGGAAACAACAAAUUUUAUACUCCUUCCUUUUCCUUUUCCUUUUAAAUGUUAUCGUAGAUUUGUGCACAUAUAUUAAAAAAUAUAUAUUUAACUUUGUACUCUCCGUUUCUAAAUAAAUGUCAUUUUAACAUUUUUCACACAUAUCAAGAAAGUGGCGGAAAUAUAUGUAAGUUGUUAUUAAUUAUACUUCACUGACCAAUAGUAUUUGAGAUAAAUAAAAUUAUUUAUAAAAUCAAUAUAGUUUUCAAUUAAUUUUCAGCUGAAAAUAAGUUUAAUUUGCAUUGAAAUUGUAAAGUGACACUUUUUUGUAACAAGAAAAAAUGUUAAAAUGAUACUUAUUAUGAAACAUCGUUAUCUAUAUAUUUAAUCAUAUUUCAAACAAUUGGAAAAAUAAAUUAAAAAUAAAAUUAAUAUAUUUUUUAUUGAAAUUCUAAAGUAUUUAUUUUGAAACAAAAAAAAAUUAUUCUGCAAUGACACUUGAUAUGAAAUAGAAAACGGAGGGAGUAGUCUAUAUGAUAUCCAUGAAGCCUAUAAAUUGUCAUUGCAUUUGUCACCAUAGCAGGAAGUAGAUUGUUAAAAAGAAAAAUUACAUUUAGAAGAAUCUGUUUGUUAGCUUUUCAACAAGUAAAAAACUCAUUC